Messenger RNA from Spirodela intermedia, 2482 nucleotides. The record is from the annotation of a GenBank genome assembly. Lineage: Eukaryota; Viridiplantae; Streptophyta; Magnoliopsida; Alismatales; Araceae.
AUGGUAGGUUCCCCCCUGGGCUCCCUCUGUCUUCCCUCUUGUUGCCUCCAUUUCUCUGUGUCCUCCGCUUAGUAUUCUUUCUUGCUCCUCUUCGAUAAGGUGACGGUGUGUCCAUGGUCUUGUUGAUUAGGCGGAUGCGGACGUUGAUGUUGGAGCGGCGGGACAGCCCAAGAAGAGAACGUUCAAGAAGUUCUCCUUCCGCGGAGUCGACCUCGACCAACUCCUCGACAUGGGGACCGAUGAGCUCGUCAAGCUCUUCACCGCCCGCGCGCGAAGAAGGUGAGCGCGUCGGCCUCUCUUUUUUCCGACUGAUCUGGUCGAAGUUUUUGAAGUUUUUCUCUACAUGAUCCUCUUAUUUCACCUGCUGUUAUUUAUUUCCUCGGCGGAUCUCCCCUAAUCUCCGAUUCUCCUCGUGAACAUUCUGAAUCAGGUUCCAGAGAGGUCUGAAGAGGAAGCCCAUGGCUCUCAUUAAGAAGCUUCGCAAGGCGGUACGUACGAUUGCUCCAUGCCCAUUGGCCAGGCAACAUGCAGUAUUUAAUUUGGAGCUAUGUUUUAUUUCUUGUUUUUAUUGUGGGAUUGGUCUGUUACCAUGGGGAACGCUCUUCGAUGAGCUAUGGUCUGGUCCGAUUCCGACGAAAGAGAGGGGCGUCUGGAGGAGGAGGAUCUCAACACUUUGAUUUGGCGGCAGCCUGAUAAGGCCUGUGACCCUUAGAUUUUCCGUCAUCUUCUGGCUUUAAUAAGCUAUCAUCAGUGCCGUCGUUAUCUAGUUUGGCAGAAUUAGCUGUUCCAUACAUCUUGAUUAAGCGUAUUCAUCAUUGGAAAAAGAAAGCGUAGCUGACCUGGGUGUCUCCCUCAGUUUUCAAUUGUUUCUUCAGAUAAGUCCCUUCCAUCAGUGGAGGAUGAUGCAUUGAAGGAAUGAGAAAGCUGGCACCUAUUAGGGGAUCAUUAAUUGCUAUGCCCUAAGUCAAGAUGCAUUCUGUGUUCGUAUAUUUUUCUGUGAAAUUUCAUGAAAUAAGCAAUGGAUGAAAUCCGGAGAACACAGGAUAUAGGAAGAUUAUAGUGAAUGGAGGACGAUGAGGGCACAGGAAGAUUGUGACUCUACUAGGAGACUUGUUUCGGAAAUAUUUUUUUUUUCAAACAGAUAUUACCGUCAGCACACAUUCCACUGAUAUUGUUUUUAGCUGAUUAUAUCAUCGGAAAAACACCCAUGUGCCCUUCAGCUUGUGUCCAUUCAAACUCUCUGCAAGCGUGUUAUGUUGUGGAAUGUGGGCACAAUGAUGUAGGAAUUAUAAUGAAUGGAGGACGAGGAGGGCAGAUGAAGAUUAUGACUCUACUAGGAGAGUUGUUGAAGAAAUAUAAUUGUUGUCAGAUAUUGCCUUCAGCACACAUUUUAUGAAGAUUACAUUUAGCGGAUUGUAUCAUCGGAACGAUACCCAUGUGGCCCAUCAACACCCCUGUGUCCAUUCAGACUCCCUGCUGGCGUAUCAUGUUGUGGAAUGCGGGCACCAUGAUGGUUUUAUCUCGCGGAUUCAGCUUUUCUAAAGUUUUUAUCUAGAUUUCGACGCUCGUUUGGGUUUGAAGGCUAAUCCUUCGGAACAUCUGGUUGAUGGUUUUAGGCACAUCAGCCAGAUAUUCUGAGGGCUUUUACUAUUGGGGAUGGCCGUAAGCUCUCAAUGUCAGAGAGUACUGUUUGAUUGAAUCUAGGAACUACUUAGUGAUGUGGUAAUCGUCUGAUUGAUGCGUCCAGAACACGAAAAAUGCUCCGAGCGGAGGAAAGCUGCUUGUGUGGCUUUACCACACAAGCUUCUUGUUUGACUUUAUCACACAAUGCCUUCGGUGCCCUUUUGACUUUCAGUUUUCUUCCCACCUACGCAUUGGUUCUAAUGCUCAAAACCCCCCUUUCUGUCUCUCUUCUGUCUAGCUCUCUCUCUCUCUCUCUCUCUCUCUUUCUCUCUCUCUCUCUCUCUAUCAAGGUCAUUCUGUUUCUGUUUCGCUCAAGAGGAUUAUUAAUUCGAAAGGAGCAACGCUUGUGACUAAACGUUCUCUCUGCUUCGGCGUGGGAAUCACGCGGGCCCUAAAGUUGUUAACCCAUGGUCGCCACAUGAUCAUCUCUCUUGCAGAAACGUGACGCCCCGGCCGGGGAGAAGCCGGAGCCAGUGAGAACCCAUCUUCGCAACAUGAUCAUCGUGCCCGAGAUGAUUGGGAGCAUCAUCGGCGUCUACAAUGGGAAGACAUUUAACCAGGUGGAGAUCAAGGUAGGAGGCGGCUGCCCCUGAUUUUUUAGGGUUCUUGGAGGAUGAGAGAUUCUUCGCGCUUGUGAUCUUUUCUGUGUUGUCGGAUUGUGUUGAUUUGACAAUAAUCUUCGCAGCCGGAGAUGAUCGGGCACUAUCUGGCGGAGUUCUCGAUCAGCUACAAGCCGGUGAAGCACGGAAGGCCCGGUAUCGGAGCCACUCACUCUUCCCGGUUCAUCCCCCUCAAGUGA